This is a messenger RNA of Poecilia reticulata (guppy), 2734 nucleotides long. It is a transcript of the gene myct1b, whose product is annotated as myc target 1b. The record is from RefSeq and is a predicted model, not a curated record. Lineage: Eukaryota; Metazoa; Chordata; Actinopteri; Cyprinodontiformes; Poeciliidae. Gene Ontology annotation, cellular component: nucleoplasm.
CCGCCACACCAAACACUGUUGGGAUUGAAAAACCUGUCUUGGGAAAAAAAAAAGCUCAGUUUCUGUACGUGUGUGAUUCCGUGUGGAGCUCAAAAACCAGCUCAUGGUGGGAAAAUGGCACUAAAUGAAACAAAUGCAUUUUUGGAAAUAUUAAAAUCUUUUAAUGUUGGUGAUAUGAUUCUAGCCUUCUGUUUAUCUAUUCUCGUUGGCCUGCUGCUGGGAGCUCUGAUCUACGUUCUGUUGACCUGGGCAUCAAGACGCCGGGCUACGGCCAGGAUCACAAGGCGCUCCAAAAAGAAAUCUGGCAGUUCGCGACGUGACCCCAUGGGCAGCCAGUUUGGCCUUUACCGAAGCACUUUCCUCAGUGUUUACAGGCAGCCUUCUCUAGAGCCGGUGGGCCCCUUGGGGAGCAAACCCGGCGCAGAGACGUCCACCUUUCGGCCGCUGCCCAAAAAGAGCAGGCCUAGCCUGGACAUGGGAGACGAUACACGGGUGACCAUGUCAGAGGACACAGUGGCCAUGGACUCGUCUGAUUCAGCCUCCCUUGUACCAAGCAAGAGGAAUUCCUUCUGGCUGGGCGGCAAUGGGCUGAAAGGAUUCCUUCCCUCACACACUCCACCUCCUGCAUAUGACAGUGUCAUUCAUGCCUUCGAGGAGACUUGCACUUAAAGCUGUUGGUAUGACAACAAGAACUAAAUCUACUUGUUUUGCUAAGUAUCUACAGACUGUUAAAACAGACUACAGUUGCAAUGUUUUUGUAAUAACUACACAUUUAGUAAACAUUUUUUUAAAUGAAAAAGAGAUACAGUGGCUCUCGAAAGUCACCUUGGUUAAAAUGUCAGUUUUUAAUUCUGAAAAAAAAAUUAGACCAUGAUAAAUCAUUUAAAAACAUUUUUCAAUGUGAAAUGUGACAUCUAUUGUGUACAAUUCAACUAAAAAAAUAAAUAAAUAAAAAUCUGGUAGAAGAAAAAAUCCCCCAAAGUUGCAAAAGCUAGGUUGCAUAUUUGUUCAGCACCUACUUUGUUGAACCUAAUUUUGAUUAAAUUUCAGCUUUUAGCCCCCACUGGGAAAUUUUAGCCUAACCAGGAUAAUGUAGAUUGUUGAGCACGUGCUCCUACUUUUCCUACAGUUAAAUGUUCAUUUUCCUUUGUAUUAAAUUCAAUAUAAAAAAACAUGCGGCUUUUGCAAAUUCACUAUAAUCCCAUAUUUUUACCUAGUUAUUAAUAACUGAUGGUGCGUUAACGCCAAACGCGUUACGCGCGUCAAAAAUGCGUCUGACGGUUCAUAUUCGACAUAUGUGCACUUUUAGUGCGUUCGCACAAAGUGUUUUGAGCGUCAGGCGCGUCUGGUUACGCUACGUAGAGCGUCGGACUCGCUUUACGCAUCAAACGCUCAAAAAGCUUCAAAUCGCGCAACAAAGGAGGAUUUUAUCAGUUUAAUCAGAUUUACUAUAAAUAAUGGUAGUUAUACACCAUAAAAAAAUUAAUAAGUUACAUUAAAUUAAAUGUACUUGAAACAAAUAUUUAUUUGCUUAUGAAAAUUUUGAAACUAUUUUUGUUCAGUUUUUCUUUUCUUGUCACAGAUUUCUUUGUUUUUAGUUAAAUUGAGCAGAAUAAAUGUCACGAUAUGUGAAAAGUUUCAUUGCUGAUUAUAUUUAACCCAAUUUUUCACAUUACUUUAUAAUUUUAUUGUCUCCAAAUAACUGUUCUAUUUUUUCCUUGGCAAUCCUGAAAAUUUCAAUUUCUUUCAUCAAGCCAAAAAUAACACACUAACAUUUUGUGGAAGAAAUAAUGCACAAAAUAUUAAUGAUGAUAAAAAAAAAUUAUGUUUGCAUGCAAAUGUUUCAAUCUAUACAAGUUAUAUAUAUAAAUAAAUAGUUGAAGAGUGGUUUAUAAAUAUUACAGGUCUGUUGGGAUAGUAAAAUUCCAAAAGUAAGGAAAAUUUCUUCCAAAGAUGGAUUGGAACAUCUGGGUCCUUACAUUUCCCUUCUGGUGCAAAGUAAACUCUAUGAGCCACCAAUUCAAUUUUUAAAGUGUUUGGCAGAAUGAAUGCAUAAAACACACUCUUUUUUGUGAGCUUUAUGCGUUUAGAUGUCAUUCAAGGCAAGUUAAUAAAUAUUAUCAUGUUGCUGUCAAAAGCUGUAACUUCCACCUCCACUGACGGUCCUUUUCCCUUAAAGUAUUUCCACAUAGCUUUUGCAAAUCAGUGACUACCAUAAGUGAUAUGAUCGUUUGCAUCACUUCCUGUAAAAUCGUAUAGCACCUAAAUCUCAUCAAACACAUAUGUUUGAUUGUUGGGGGGUUUUUAUUGUUUGGUAUGCCAUGUUAUACCAAACAUGGCAUAACACCAAACAUGGCAUCCUUCUACAAGAGGCGCCGCUGUUCGUAGGAGAAUGAAGAGACAUCGACAUGGCUCUUUAAACUGUUGGUGGAUGGAGUCAGAAGUAACUGACUUAUUGUAAGAAAGACGGGUAAAUAAAUACUAUUAAUGAUCUGAUUGUUAGAUUUCUUUUCAAUAGUAUAUGUCCUUUUUACCCAGCACUCGUUUUGCAGUCUUACUAGAAAUUAGAAGAAAAGUUGGUCAUGUCUACUUCAGCCUUCUGAUGGUGAAGGUGUUAUGUUGUGUAUUAUAUUUCCUUAUCUUCCAGCAGACAGUCACUUUAUUUAGUAUUUCAUGAGCAUGGUCUCCAUAUGCUUAGCAGUACAGUCAUGAAUAAACUGUGUUUAGACCAUAA